This is a messenger RNA of Selaginella moellendorffii, 2137 nucleotides long. RefSeq names its product transcription initiation factor TFIID subunit 5. Gene Ontology annotation, molecular function: RNA polymerase II general transcription initiation factor activity; protein binding. The transcript has 18 exons. Gene Ontology annotation, cellular component: transcription factor TFIID complex. NCBI's taxonomy places the organism in Eukaryota, Viridiplantae, Streptophyta, Lycopodiopsida, Selaginellales, Selaginellaceae. The record is from RefSeq and is a predicted model, not a curated record. Gene Ontology annotation, biological process: transcription initiation at RNA polymerase II promoter. The coding region runs from base 34 to 2049 and encodes 671 amino acids.
CUGAUAUUGUUAAGGGGUUUUAGGGUUCUUCCGAUGGAGGAGGACGCAGAGGAGAAGGUCGUGCUAGAGUACCUGCGGCGCAAGAAGUACCGCGUCGCCGAGAUUGCGCUGCUCCAGGAGCAGCAGAAGCAGAACAGCGAUACGUCUGGCGCCAUCAGCCACAUUAUCAACCAUUCCAGAGCUGACAAUGAGGCUGGGCGGUACAAGGAGAGUUAUAGUAAGCUCCGAAACUGGGUUCACUCGUCUCUGGAUCUCUACAAGACUGAGCUACUUCGUAUACUCUAUCCGGUGUUUGUGCACUGUUACAUGGAAUUGGUGGCGAAAGGUUUCGCGCAAGAAGCACGAGAAUUCUUCCAAAGUUUUCGGGAUGACCAUCAACCGCAACAUAUAAGAGAUCUUCAGAAACUAGAGGGAGUGAUUACUCCCCAGCACCUCCAGGAAAACGAGACUGCAUGCACGCUUCAAGAGAACAAAGUACACGUCAAGAUGUGCCAGUAUUCUUUCGAGUUACUUUUGCAAUAUCUCCAGAGCACGGAAUCAAUGUUAAUGCUUGGGAUCGUCAAUUCACAUAUCAACUUGAAAGUCCUUCCUGGGCAACCAGCAGCUUUACUGGACGAUGAUGAAUCUAGCUCUCUUCCUGCAAAGGUCCAGGCAGUGGUUGAAGCGACAAAUCAAAAGGAGAUUCACUGGGGGAUUCUUGAAGGAUCCUUGGAAGAUAAGUUUGAGAAGCAAAUAGCGGCAGAGCUGGAGAAGGCUGACGCGGAUAAAGAUGCGGAAACAGACGAAGCUAAAAAACGAGCUGCCGACGGGAAAGUAAAGAAAGUGAAAAGGGACAAAGCAGGUAAAGGAUUAAAGGCCGAACCGGCUGCCAGAUCUGUCCCCCGAUUGAAGCCGGAGUUGACGAUGCCACUGCUGACUGACGACUUUGAACGGCAAGCUCUGGAUGACCUGCGUAAUAGAGUCAAGCUCGGAAGCACUGCGUUGCCAUCAGUGAGCUGUUACACAUUUGUGAACACAAACAACAGCCUGAACUGUGCUUCAAUAUCAGCAGACGGUGCUUAUCUGGCUGGAGGAUUCUCUGAUUCGGCAAUUAAGCUCUGGGACAUGGUAAAGAUGGGCGAGCCUUCAAUGUAUUCGGAUGCUGGCAAGGGCCAGUUUGAGGGUCGCAGUUCGAGCUACAUACGAUUGGUUGGACAUGCUGGCCCAGUAUAUGGUGUGGACUUUAGCCCUGAGGGUGAUUCACUGCUAUCAGCAUCAGGAGAUUGUACAAUACGCCUUUGGAGCACCAGGCUGAAUGCCAACUUAGCUUGCUACAAAGGACAUAACUAUCCCGUCUGGGAUGUUCAGUAUAGUCCAGUGGGACAUUAUUUCGCGAGCGCGUCUUACGACCGGACUGCAAGAGUGUGGUCCAUGGAUAGAUUGCAACCGCUGAGGAUAAUGGCUGGCCAUCUCUCAGACGUGGAUUGCGUGCAGUGGCAUGUCAAUUGCAAUUAUAUUGCUACAGGCUCAAGCGACAAGACUGUCAGGCUGUGGGACGUACAAACUGGAGAGUGUGUACGCAUUUUCACAGGCCACAGGUCGAUGAUCGUGUCGAUUGCCAUGUCCCCUGAUGGACUGUUCAUGGCAUCGGGUGACGAGGAUGGGGCCAUUAUGAUGUGGGAUUUGGCAUCCAGCCGCUGCGUGACUCCUCUGCUGGGUCACACCGGCUGCGUUUGGAGCCUCGCUUUCAGUGGCGAAGGGUCCAUUCUGGCUUCUGGUUCCGCUGAUAACACUGUCAGACUGUGGGAUGUGAACGGGAGCUCUAAAGUCACUGCAGACAAAACAAGGAGAUUGCGAUUGUUGAAGACACUGCCAACCAAAUCGACUCCAAUCUACACACUAAGAGUGAGUAACAAGACGCUUUUUCUUUGUAGUUACACGCUUAUUUACACCGUUAUUUUCCACUGUAGUUUUCUAGGAGGAACUUGCUGUUCGUCGCUGGCGCCUUUAGUCCCAGCAAAGGCCACUAAGUUACCUUCUCCUGGUGGAAACCAUCUUGGAAAAGGAUAACGCUGAAGGAAGCGAGAACCUCAAGCUCUGUUGUGUUUGAGAAACUUGAAAGAUGUGACCGCCAGCGCCGCGAAGAAGAGCGCCAUCC